CGUCACGCACGGCAUUAAAGCAGUCGGAUGACGUCACGCGCCGCCGCUGCACCACGCAAUGGACCAUUGCUACCGCCGCUGGAGCGGGGGCCACGUGGGUGCGGUGCUGUGCGUGACCCCCACCGGUGACGGUGCCGGUGACACCGCUGGUGGCGGUGGCGGUGGUGGUGGUGGUGGUGCGUGGGGCGGCGUGGCGGCCGCCGUGUCUGGCGGCGAGGACGGCCGCGUGUGCCUGUGGAGCGCCGAGGGCUGCCCGGUGGCGGUGACCGCCCUGGUGGUGGGCGGUGGUGGCGGUGGUGGCGGUGGUGGCGGCGGUGCGGUCGCGGUGACGGCCUUGGCCGUGUCGGACCGCGACGGCCACUCGCUGUUUGCGGCGCACGGCGGCGGCGUAUCCCGGCUGGACGCACGCUGCCUCGACAUCAACCACCCCGUGGCGCGCUACGAGCUGUGCCGCCCGGCCGUCGGGCCGCGGCGACGACGACUACUCGGAGGGGAGGAGGGCGACUACGAGGAGGGCGACUACGAGGAGGAGGAGGAUGACGAGGUGAACUCGGUGGCGCUGAGCUGGGACGAGCGGCUCCUGGUCGCCGGGGACGACCGGGGAGCGGUCAGCGUCGUCCACCUCGACGAGGCGGAGGUGGAGGUGGAGGAGGAGGAGGUGGAGGAGGUGGAGGAGGUGGUGGAGGAGGUGGAGGAGGUGGUGGAGGAGGAGAGGGGAGAGCGACGCAAGGCGUGGCAGCGCUCCGUCCUGGCUCACAGCAACAUCUGCUCAGACGCCAGAUUCCUCCGUCACAGAGGAGGCGACAGAGGCAGCAUCAUCUCUUGUGGUCUGGACAUGCAGGUGGCGUGCUGGGACGUGGGCUCCCUGCGUGAGCGCUGGCGCGUCGACCUGCCACGCUGCUCCACCUCCACCUCCUCCACCUCCUCCACCUCCACCUCCUCCUCCACCUCCGCGGGGCCCCUCGGCCAGCUGGUCAACCCCCCGCUGGCGCACUGCCUGGCCGUGACGGACGGCGCUGGUGCUGGUGGCGGCGCCGGGCCGCUGUGCGCCUGUGGGGCCGGAGACGGCUCCAUAUACCUUCUCCGCCCUCCUGCCGGUGGCGGUGGCGGUGGUGGCGGUGGUGGUGGUGGCGGUGGUGGCGGUGGCGGCGGUGGCGGUGGCGGUGGCGGUGGUGGUGGUGGUGGCGGCCGCAGGAGGCAGAGGAGGAGGGGGAGGGGGGGGUGGGGGGGGGCGUGGAGCACCACCAGGAUCGCGGGGGCGCACGCCUCCGCCGUGGGGCAGGUGUGCCUGCUGAGUGACGUGUCUGGGCUGUCGCUGCGUCUCCUGUCCGGCGCCAACGACGGCCGCGUCUGCCUCUGGGACCUGGGGGGGGAGGGUGGUGGUGGUGGCGGUGGUGGUGGCGGUGGUGGUGGCGGGGGUGGUGGAGGUGGUGGCGGUGGUGGUGGUGGUGGUUGUGGUGGUGGUGGUGAUGAAGAUGGUGACGGUGGCGACCUCCCGCAGGGGCAUCGUGGGAGCAGGGUCAAAGGGCGGCGACGCACCAAGAGAGGGGCCACGGCGGCGAUCGUCGCCCCCACGGCGGCCGUGGAGAGCCGGCGCUGGCGGCCCGUGGUGACGCUGGCGCACGGGGCCAAGGUGAACGGCCUGGCCGCGCUGGCGCCGGGCCCACGCCGCGGCCCCGCGGGGCUCACCGUGCUGGUGGCCGACUGCGGGGAGGAGAUCACUGCCUACGUGGUGCGCGGGUGAUCACACGGGGACACGGAGACACGGAGAUACAGAGACGGAGACACGGACGCGGAGACACGGACACGUGACCACGUGGACAUGGAGACACAUGGUGCGCGGGUGAUCACACGGGGACACGGAGACACGGAGAUACAGAGACGGAGACACGGACGCGGAGACACGGACACAUGGACACGGGACCAUGUGGACACGUGACCACGUGGACAUGGAGACACGUGGUGCGCGGGUGAUCACACGGGGACACGGAGACACGGAGAUACAGAGACGGAGACACGGACGCGGAGACACGGACACGUGGACACGUGACCACGUGGACAUGGAGACACAUGGUGCGCGGGUGAUCACACGGGGACACGGAGACACGUACGCGGAGACACGGACACAUGGACACGUGACCACGUGGACAUGGAGACACGUGGUGCGCGGGUGAUCACACGGGGACACGGAGACACGGAGAUACAGAGACGGAGACACGGACGCGGAGACACGGAGACACGGACACGUGACCACGUGGACAUGGAGACACGUGGUGCGCGGGUGAUCACACGGGGACACGGAGACACGGAGAUGCGGAGACACGGACACGGAGACGCGGAGACAGGUGGACACGGAGACACGGAG
Messenger RNA from Lethenteron reissneri (Far Eastern brook lamprey), 2365 nucleotides. RefSeq lists its product as uncharacterized. Gene Ontology annotation, molecular function: protein binding. Lineage: Eukaryota; Metazoa; Chordata; Hyperoartia; Petromyzontiformes; Petromyzontidae. The record is from RefSeq and is a predicted model, not a curated record.